Solanum stenotomum is the source of this 1801-nucleotide messenger RNA. Its product is annotated as pre-mRNA-splicing factor ATP-dependent RNA helicase DEAH1-like. Lineage: Eukaryota; Viridiplantae; Streptophyta; Magnoliopsida; Solanales; Solanaceae. Gene Ontology annotation, molecular function: RNA binding. The record is from RefSeq and is a predicted model, not a curated record. Gene Ontology annotation, cellular component: intracellular anatomical structure; catalytic step 2 spliceosome. The transcript has 2 exons. The coding region runs from base 1 to 1788 and encodes 595 amino acids.
AUGGCAAAGAAGUUAGUUCCUUUACUAACCUGCAGUAACAUCUCAAAGGUGGACUUCUGUCCAUCAAGAAAAUUUGUGAGAGACACAUAUCAUGGAAAGCAUUUUAAGCAUCAUAACAUUAUUCCAACAAUAAAUGUUAUAGACUACUGCAAACUGCAAAAGAAAGUANUCCUUACCGAGCCUGAUUUAGCAAGCUAUAGUGUUAUAAUGAUUGACGAGGCUCAUGAAAGAACAUUGUCAACGGAUAUCCUGUUUGGGUUAAUAAAAGAUGUAGCUCGUGCUCGACCACAUCUCAAGUUACUUAUAUCUAGCGCCACCCUUGAUGCAAAGAAGUUUAGUGAUUAUUUUGACUGUGCUCCGAUUUUUAAUAUACCUGGAAGGCGAUUUCCGGUUGAGAAACAUCAUUCAAAAGCACCAAUCUCUGAUUACUUGGAUGCAGCAGUAGUUACUGCACUUCAGAUUCAUGCAACUCAACCACAGGGUGAUGGUGAUAUAUUAAUCUUUUUGACGGGGCAGGAGGAGAUUGAAACAGCUGAGAAUAUUAUUAAUCGCCGAAUAAGAGCUUUGGGAACGAAAAUAGCUGAGUUGAUACCCUGUCCAAUAUAUGCAAACUUACCAACUGAACUACAAGCCAAGAUAUUUGAGCCUACUCCUGAAGGGGCUCGUAAAGUUGUCCUGGCUACAAAUAUAGCUGAGACAUCAUUGACGAUUGAUGGGAUCAAGUAUGUUAUUGAUACAGGGUUUUGUAAGAUCAAUUGUUACAACCCUCGAACUGGAACUGAGUCAUUGAUGGUGGCUCCUAUCUCAAAGGCAUCUGCCAACCAACGUGCUGGUCGAUCAGGACGAACAACCCCUGGAAAGUGCUUCCGGUUAUAUACUGAACAUAGCUACAUGAAUGAUUUGGAAGAUAACACAAUUCCAGAAAUACAAAGGACUAACCUUGCAAAUGUCGUGCUCUUACUCAAGAGUGUAGGGAUUACCGACUUGCUGAACUUUGACUUCAUGGAUUCUCCACCAGCUGAAGCUCUACUUAAAGCCCUGGAACUGUUAUUUGCACUUGGUUCCCUUGAUAAGGAUGGUAAGUUAACCAAAGUGGGGGAAAGAAUGUCCGAGUUUCCUUUGGAUCCAAUGCUUUCCAAGAUGAUAGUUGCAUCUGAUAAGUACAAGUGCUCAGCUGAGAUAAUAAGUAUUGCUGCAAUGCUUUCUGUCGGGAAUUCAAUCUUCUAUCGUCCAAAGGACAGACAAGUCCAAGCUGACAAUGCGUGGAUGAACUUUCAUGCUGGCAAUGUGGGAGAUCAUAUUGCUUUGCUUAAGGUUUACAAUUCCUGGAAGGAAACAAAAUUUUCAACUCAGUGGUGCUAUGAGAAUUACAUCCAGGUCAGAAGCAUGAAAAAGGCUAGAGAUAUCCGAGAUCAGUUAGAAGGUCGGCUUGAAAGGGUUGGAAUUGAUUUGACUUCAAAUGUUAAUGACUUGGAAGCUAUUAAGAAGUCUAUAAUAUCAGGAUUUUUUCCCCACUCAGCAAGGCUACAGAAGAAUGGAGCUUAUCGAACUGUUAAACAUCCCCAGACAGGUUACAUUCAUCCAAGCUCGGGUUUAUCACAGGUACUUCCUAGAUGGGUUGUCUACCAUGAGCUGGUCCUGACAACUAAGGAGUACAUGCGGCAGGUAACUGAAUUGAAACCAGAAUGGCUUGUAGAAGUAGCUCCUCACUAUUAUCAGUUAAAAGACGUUGAAGACUCAAGCUCAAAGAAAAUGCCUCGUGGAAUUGGCCUUGCAUCUUCUAAAUAGUUCUGUAUUAGAU